Ochotona princeps (American pika) is the source of this 1616-nucleotide messenger RNA. RefSeq names its product synaptosome associated protein 47 (gene SNAP47). Lineage: Eukaryota; Metazoa; Chordata; Mammalia; Lagomorpha; Ochotonidae. Gene Ontology annotation, cellular component: plasma membrane; SNARE complex. The coding region runs from base 70 to 1473 and encodes 467 amino acids. Gene Ontology annotation, molecular function: SNAP receptor activity; syntaxin binding. The record is from RefSeq and is a predicted model, not a curated record. The transcript has 5 exons. Gene Ontology annotation, biological process: synaptic vesicle priming; exocytosis; synaptic vesicle fusion to presynaptic active zone membrane.
CUCGGAACCUAGAGUCCGAGCGCGCUCCCUUCCUGCCGGACCUGGAACCGCGCGCACCAAGCUGCGAGCAUGCGCACAUCAUGCUUCCUGCCCCGUUCCGGGCAGGGUCCAGAGUCUGGCUUCUUUCCCGGGCUCCCUGGUUGCGCGCCGCCCCUAGCGCCUCAGAGGGAAAGGCUGUGCUUCCAUGUGGCACAACUGUUCCAGGAAAAGAUGAGCAAAGACAUCUGUAUCCAUGCCUGGCCCUGCUGUUACUACCUGGACCCUGAAAAACGCUGGGUCCAUGGAAAGCUGUCCUUAACAUCACACUCCUUGAAGUUCACAGCUGACAGAACUGGUGAAAUUCUGGUUGGCUUUCCCCUUGCCAGCAUCAUUGAGAUGAAGAAGGAGGCUUCCCAUUUCAUCUUCAGUUCCAUCACCAUCCUGGAGAAAGACCAUGCCAAGCACUGGUUCAGCUCCUUGCAGCCAAAUCGGAAUGCAGUCUUUACCAUCAUUGAGCAUUUCUGGAGGGAGCUGCUGCUGUCCCAGGCAGGAGCUUCUGUGGAGGCCAUGGUUUCCCCCUUGUCCCGGGGAAAGGAGCUCACUGGAAUGAUGGCUGGGUCCCAGAAACGGCUGGAAGAUACUGCAAAGGUCCUUCACCACCAGGGGGAGCAGCUGAGCAACGCCAUGAGGUGUCUGGAGAAGAUGGAAUCAGAUUUGGAUGUGGCUGACAGAUUGCUGACAGAAUUGGAAUCUCCUUCCUGGUGGCCCUUUAGCCCCAAGUUUUGGAAGAUACCAUCAGAACCAAAGCCUAGGGAGGGCGCCUCAGCAGCUACCUGUGAACCUUUUGGAAAAGAAGGGAUUCUGAUUGUAAUUCCUGGUAUUAUUUCUGGAAGAACAGAGUCCCACACUAAACCAGGAAGGCUCACCAUCCUCAUUUCUGGGUUGGAAAUCCAUGACUCCAAUUCUUUGCUACUGCACCGAUUCGAAAGAGAAGACAUUGAUGACAUUAAGGUUCACUCACCUUAUGAGAUUAGCAUACGUCAGCGCUUCAUUGGAAAGCCAGAUGUGGUUUAUCGUGUGCUAUCUGCCAAGAUGCCAAAAGUUGUUCCCAUUCUAGAAGUUCAGUUCAGCAAGAGGAUUGAGCUAUUAGAAGAUGCCUUCAUGUUCAGAACCUCAGGAGUGUCUUCCUCUGCAGAGAAGAGCUGCUCUGUGUGGCACACAGCAUCUGGUCUGCUGGGUCGCCCUGGUCACCGUGAGCUGCCUGCGGAGGGCCAGGAAGCUGGGUCACUGCAGCUGCAGAGGAGUGUGCCGCUGCUUUCUGAGGGAGAUACUGAGGAGCUGUGUCAGAUCCUGAAGAAGAUGAAAGGGCUUGCCCUGGAUGCUGAGGCAGAGCUAGAGCGGCAGGACGAGGCUUUGGAUGGCAUCACUGCAGCUGUGGAUCGGGCAACCUUAAUUGUGGACAAGCACAACCGGCGCAUGAGGAAGCUGACUUAGGAGGACACAGAAUGCAAAGUGCUUGCUACUGACAGGCUUCUCCUCUUGGGUCUGCAGUCCCUUAUGUCCCUUGUGAUGAAACUUGGGCUUGGGAAUGCCAUAUUUUGUGGGAAGAGGGCUACACCCCAGCAACUGAGGCUAAG